This is a messenger RNA of Drosophila serrata, 928 nucleotides long. RefSeq lists its product as uncharacterized. Gene Ontology annotation, molecular function: metal ion binding; ubiquitin protein ligase activity. Gene Ontology annotation, cellular component: endoplasmic reticulum. Gene Ontology annotation, biological process: ubiquitin-dependent protein catabolic process. The record is from RefSeq and is a predicted model, not a curated record. Lineage: Eukaryota; Metazoa; Arthropoda; Insecta; Diptera; Drosophilidae.
CAGGCUUUUGAAAUCUGUCAAAUAUACUUCAUGUUGCAUAGCUAGGAACAUUCUAUUUUAACUUUUGAUAAAUUUGGAGUCAAAUAGAGAGAUUUCCUUAAAAUAAAUAUGGACCAGGUUAACGGAGAACAGGAACAGGCAGAGGAGCCUGGACUUGAAGCUGCUAUUGGUGCCAAGGAAGAGCUGGAAACUAUGCCAAAGGAGGGCCAAGUUGCCGGUUUGGCAAUAAGAAAUGACGAGGACAUGGCAGCAUAUACUUGCAAACACUGCAAGUCCUAUGUCCGUGGCGGUGUGAUCCUUAUCUGCGGCCACUUGUUCUGCUGGACCUGCCUGUGGCCCUUCCUGGCCGAUAAGCCAUCUCCGGAGUGCCCACAGUGCCAAACUUCAUUGAUCCUGCAUGAGGACAUCAUGCCUUUUUAUGGCGAGGGACCCAAUGUCGGGCCAGAGGACAAUGACUUUCUAGCCGAACCGGGUGCAGUGCCUCGUCCCUCUGGUGUAUGCUUCACUGAACCCGGCGCCGAUGAGUCCUACGACGAGGACGAAGAAGAUGAAGAGGACGAGAACGAGGCUGCAGAGCUGGCGAUCGCCGAACAGUUCGCGGAGCCAUGGGAUAUGCCAAUACGCCGUCUCCGGGAGGCCCAGCGUUUACAUUGGGAAUUUUUUCCGCGUAUCGAAUACACAAUUAAAUGCCUCAAGUGGAUUCAGCUGAUUUGUGCCAUUUUCAUGCUCUUCGCCUGGUGCUUCGUCUCAAUAACCUAAUGGAUUUAUUAUGCACUUUUUUACCUGUUAAUUUGUUCUUUCCUUUCAAAUGCUGGAAGACCACAAAAUUGAAAUUUAAGUGAGUCCAGACCGAUGCAGCAUGACCAGCUUGUAAAACAGAUCAAUAAAUUUGUACAAGAACCUAAUAAAUGGAAAUGUUUCAAUUAAA